ACUUAUACACUUGUAUCACCAGCUUUACAUCAAUCACCAUGAUUUCGUUCAGCACCAGUCUUCUUCUCGCUAUUGCCGGCAGUGCUAUCGCCGGCAACGUCCGUCCUUCCUACGGCUACGGUUAUGGUGGCUCCUAUGGCUAUGGCCUCGGCGGUUCCUACGCCGUCGCAGGGUCCCCUCUAGUCUCUGGGGUGGCGGCUUACCACGCCGCCCCCUCCUACUCCGGCUACUACCAGACUGCUCCGGUCGGGCUGGCCAAGUACGCCACUUAUCACGGCGCUCCGGCAGUAACGGCUGUUGCAGCGCAUCCAGCAUAUGCCACGUAUCGGACUGCGCCUGCUUUUGCUAGUGUCUACCAUGGGGCUCCCGUCUACGCCGCCGCUUCUACAGUCUCCGGGUUGAACAGAUACGCCAGGUACAGCGCAGCCCCUGUUCUUUCCGCCUACCACGCUGUGCCGGCAGUGUCCGGGUACGCCAAGUAUGCCGCAUACAAUGCGGCUCCUUUAGCUGCUUACCACGCCGCCCCCGCUGUUGCCACCUACCACGCUGCUCCUGCCGUGGCCGCUGUCCAGGGUGUCUCCAGGGUCUCCAGGGUUGAUCCAUUCCACGCAAGCCACCAGACCACUGUUCACGCGACUCCAGCCGUGGCGGCCGUUCACGCUCCACUGUCUACCGUUGCCCACGUUCCGGCCUACGGAGCUUACGGAUACGGAGUUGGCGCUCUAGGAUACGGUCAUGGACUCAGCACUCUAGGAUACGGUCAUGGCGUUCACCCUCUUGGAUAUGGACAUGGUCUCUCCCCUUAUGGUCACAACUACGCCUAUGGCCUCGAUAGCCUCAACUACAAGGCUCUCGUCCACAAAAAGUAAAACAACAUGCCAAGCAUCCAGGGGGCACAAGCAUCACGAACCACUGAAAAAUUACUUCGAUUGAACUGAAAAUAAAUACUACCGCUAUCCUAACCAAA
Molecule: messenger RNA, 967 nt
Organism: Ixodes scapularis (black-legged tick)
Lineage: Eukaryota; Metazoa; Arthropoda; Arachnida; Ixodida; Ixodidae
Product: cuticle protein 38
Exons: 3
Coding region: 39-869 (276 amino acids)
Source: RefSeq, a predicted model, not a curated record